Mugil cephalus (flathead mullet) is the source of this 3522-nucleotide messenger RNA. RefSeq names its product germ cell-specific gene 1-like protein. Gene Ontology annotation, cellular component: plasma membrane. The record is from RefSeq and is a predicted model, not a curated record. NCBI's taxonomy places the organism in Eukaryota, Metazoa, Chordata, Actinopteri, Mugiliformes, Mugilidae. The coding region runs from base 1344 to 2408 and encodes 354 amino acids. The transcript is spliced from 7 exons.
AGACGCUCACUCGCUCCAUCAGUUUGCAUCCAUCUGUCUAUUGGCCAGGAGGAUUACAGGGAGCGAUGCAGCUGGAGAGGUAAGGCCCACUGAUGCUCAUCCUGGAGGGUGAACGCCGGUGGCGUACAGAGGGAAAAAGAUGAAGAGGGUAGUGACAGACAGUCUGUUCAAGAUGGAGUUACUAAGUUCUUAAGGAGCUUUUUGAUUAAAGGACGCUUCAACAAGGCUAAGAUAAGUGAGGAUUGUAGGUUCAGAGUGCGGCAAGACGUGACAGCUGAAGACAGGGCUUUACCAUGGUUCUCCUCUCAGAGGAGAAGAGAAAGGUCUUGGGGGCUGUGCGGUGACACGGGGGCAUUGCAUGAGAGCGAGCCAGACCAGCAUGGUCGGAGCGCACUUCACACUAAAAUUCACCUAACACAAACAGAUUAAAGCAGAUUUCCUGGGAUUACUAGUGAAAAUUUCAUUUAGAUCUGUGGCUUAUCUAUAAUUUCAUCAAGAAAAGAAAAAAAAAGUAAUCUAUUGUUUUUGCUCCAUUCAAAGUCCAGCUGAGAGGUUCGUAACAUUAUUUCCGGCUGAGUGUGUUAAUUAAUCUAUGGGCACACAAAUAGGACUGAGUCGCAGGAAAAGACACACGACCAUUAUAAAAGAUGGAGCAAGUUAGAUUUUAGGUUUUUUCGUAUGGACACCUUAGUUUUAGCCUUUGUGUUCCACAUUCAAGAACUCAUCAGUUUAAGGAUGUUACUUUACCUCCUCUGUAGAGUUACACCUUUUAAUAGUAGGUUGUAGUAUUUUUAAUUGGUCUAAUACUGUAGAAGGGUCAGAAGUGCUGCAUUCAGGGGAUGCAUGAUCAUUUCAGCUCCCACAGGAAUCAAUAGCAGGAUGUCACAUUGAAUCUGUCCUUCAGUACCCUGUCCUUACGCACCGACUCUCCUCAUCCGCCGUGCCCACGUUGCCCACCUAAAUCCCCCGUCGUUCAUUUGUUUGGUUCCAUCCAUCCUUUCCCACGUGCAUCAACUCCAGAGCAUCUCAUCCUCCCUCCCUCCCCCCCACCUCGCCCCCUUUUCAAUCACGCUGACUUUGAAGUAUCGCUUCGUCAGCUGCGUCGUGCCUUCUGUACCCAUUGUUACAUCACAUAUAUCUUUGCUCUCUAUUAAAACCUGGCACCUCCUCACCUCUUAAAGCCGUCCCCAAGCAUCUGCCCCAGACGCUCGGCCCCAUCUGUGACUCUGCCCGUUCCCCCUGCCCCUCUGUGUUCUCCCUCUUCCUUGUCCUCCCUGCCUCACCUGCCCUCUCCUCUCCUCUCUCUCUCUCUCCCUCGUGCCUCCCUCCUGUCCCGUGUGGCCAUGCUGGAGAGCUUGUCCCGUCGCUCUCGCUCCCUGCUCUCCCUGACCUUGACCAGUCUGGCUCUGGCCCUCUCCAUCCUGGCUCUCUGCACCUCCUACUGGUGUGAGGGCACCCACAAGGUGGUCAAGCCCCUGUGCCUGUCGCCUGUCAAAAUGAAGAACUGUGGCCAGAACAACAGCGAGCCCUACACCACAGAGAGUCCCACUCAGAACCCCUACAACCGCACACUGUCUCCAGCCAGGAGAGACGAGCUGGCCAAGAUCAGGCAAAGGCAGCUGGCCAAUGCCGUUCACUACAUCUGGGAGACGGGGGAAGACAAGUUUGCUUUUAGAUACUUUCACACGGGCUUCUGGGAAAGCUGUGAGAAACACAAUGAUGGGGAGAAAUGUCGCAGCUUUAUAGAUCUAACUCCAGGGGAAACCCAAGGUGUACUCUGGCUGUCAGUUAUUUCUGAGUUUACAUACAUCGGCCUGCUGGGCAUGGGCUUCUUACUGAUGUGGCUCGAAGUCUUGUGCUCUCAUAAAGAGAUGCACUCACUAAAAAUCAAUGCCUAUGCAGCUAUCUGUACCGUCCUGUCAGGUCUUCUUGGGAUGGUGGCGCAUAUGAUGUACACCACAGUAUUUCAGAUGACAGUCAUUGUGGGGCCCAAAGACUGGAGGCCUCAGUCCUGGGACUACGGGUGGUCAUUUGCCCUUGCCUGGGUGUCCUUCAGUUGCUGCAUGGGGGCGGCUGUGGUCACCCUCAACUCCUACACGAAGACUAUCAUCGAGCUUCGCCGCAAACAGAGACUGCGCCUGGAGGAAGCGAGAGCCGCCACCCACGCCCCGUCCUACGAUGAGGUCGUCCCAGGGGGCGGGCUUUACUCCGUCAGUGGCCUGUUGCAGUGCCCGGACGGCAUGAUUGACGUGGCGUGGGCCCCGAAUGGAAGCGUGGUUGGAGUGGGAAAUGGGGAUGUGCCGACGCUGGUUUUAGUGGGAGGCUGCGGGCCGGAGGGCUGUGAGGACUGUGAGAGAGAGAUGGAUGAGAUGGACGAGGCCAUGGACCGAGUGGAUUCCCCUUGUUAGUGGAUCCGCAGCACUCACUGACUAAAAGCUCUGAGAAACUGAACAGGAGAGACACUGUUACGCAUCUGGAGAAGGUCAAUGUGAGCGAACAGAUCCUGUUUCUUCUUGUCCUACACCUUGAUGUCCAGCGGUGUAGGAAUGAAGAGGGUUGAAGGCUCAGCACUUAUCAUUGUGUCAGGACUAUGACAUAUGUACACUCACAUGCAAGCUGGCAUGUUUUCUGGGUAUUUCUCAGUGCCUCAUGGUGAGAAAGUAAACACACAUAUCUGUAUGUAAAAGGAUACAAAUGUUUCUACUAUAUAUUAUGUGAAGUUGCAAUUUAUCAGGAAACCCAUCUUCUCAGCGAUCAGUUUGUUGAGAUGGCUAUUUCUUUCCCUGAGAAACCACCCAGCUUGUUAUAUAACCUCAUCUUCCUGAGUGGGAUUCAUUCAACAUGUUUCGCUUUUCAAGGUCUUUCCUCACUGGUGGCAAAGGUUUAGCGGCCACAGAAUUUAGAUGCACUGCACGUACUGUACACCAACGGCUCCAGCGAGCGGGUUUGUCCAUGGAGAUGCGCAGACAGACCCAUAGAGAUAGAGAGAUUACAGAGAUUUUGAAAAGUCUGCUCUCUGAUGUUGAACAGAAGAUUAUGUGUAAACCAGUAAUCCCGAGUUGGACGGAAAGAAGGAGGAAUGAAGUGAGAAUGGAGUGGAAGGAGAGCAGCAGGUUGUGGGGGGUCAGGAUGGCAGUCAGAAGGAAGCGCCGACGCGCAAAAAAACUGUAGAGCGCGUGCACACGCUGCAACACCUGCGUCAAGGAGACAACACACUUUCAGGGAAACAAACGACUUACGAAUUUGUGUAAAGCUUUUUUUUUAUUAUUUAGUGUGUUUCACGUUCAUUUGCAGAGACAGUCAUUUGGAAAGCAAAAUAAAUGUAACUACGUUUACUUCAAAUAUCUGUACUUUUCAAAUAAUCCUGGAUUUGCUGUCUGGGAUUAAAACAGCUGAAAACCUAUAACCUGGAGCUCCAUUUUUGUCAGCAUCUUUCAUUAUGAUGUGCAGUUUGUUUCUAGGUCAAUGAAGUAUUUAUUGUACUCUGGGGAAAGGCAAAUAAAUUGAUUUCCAAACCACAGA